UUCAGACUUCUCAAGACGAGAGACUCAGAUGGGAUCUUAUCGAGUAACUGACCUACACCAUGGGGACCUACGUAUAGCAAAAUCUUAACCAUAGCGAUCCAGACCGGAUCUGUACACCCAGUGCAACAUUGUUGCCAUUUCAAUGCUAUCAAAGAACGCAUUUCUAGUGGAAUAGUGUUCCUGCAAUAUCAUACAAGAAACUCGCCGCGCAAUCUUCGCCGCACAAAGAAGCGAACAGUAAUGCAGGUAUUCAGAUUUAGAAUUAUACUCCCAACCGUCGAAUGCAAAACGGCGAUCGCGAUGCAAUACCAACGGGAAACCGCGCGCAGAGAGCAAAUGUUUGAAUUUAGAAAUAUCGCGAAGAUGCAGCAACAGCUUUUCAUAAAACCCUAUCUUCACGUUCGCAGCAUCAGAACUAACCCUCUUCGUAUACAUGUUUUCAAAAUAAAUUCCCUAGUUAAAAAUCGUUUACAUUAAAACCGGCAACUCAAGGUUGGGUCUAAAAUAGGCGUAAAGCUUUUGAUGGACAAGACGCGUAGGUCGGACAGAAAUGGAAUUAUAAUCAUCCCAUUAUCUCUUCAAGCCACACAAUAGAGCUUUAAACUUCAGAUGUGACUAUAAAAACAAAGUGAUAAAUCCCUUAGAUAAAAGGGUUCCAAGCCGGCUACAGGUAGCGCAUACCGGCGUUACAGCCUCAUUAGAACUAGAAACAAGGGCGAAGUAAUUAUGGUGCAACUAUUCUCACAUUCCGUUCUGGGGGAUGCUUUUUUUUCAUUUCGCUUUCAAUAUGUGCAUUUUUAGCAGAGGGGCGCAGGGGUGGGUCUUGGGUGUUUUUGUUCACGAAGCGAGUUGUCGCGUCGUGGGGCAGUCGCCUCCGCUCCGCCGCCGAGGACGCUCGUGUCGCCUCCGCCGGCCCGCGCGAUGCCGACUUUCGGCCUAAAUUCAAACAUCGUUCCAUCAACCGAUCUCGACUUCAAGUGAACAUUGUUCUGACGUUUGUUUAGUUUUUUCGGAUCAUGUGUAAGAUUCUACGUAAUUGAAACAUAUCAAAACAUCAAAAGCAUGUGAGUGAUAUUAGUGGUAUAUGACUUUUGUAAAAUGUUAGUUUGUGUGUGUCAGCCAACGGAGACAGCGCUACUUCUUAAAGGAGGUCCCCCGAUAGCCAUGGGUCCGCUGGGCACCAGGCGGCACCCGGCCGACCCCGAUGCUAUGAAGAACAUCACUCUACUACACAAAUCCCGUAGAUUCAGUAUUGAAGACACGAAGGACAGUUCCCCGUCGCUGACCUCCUCGCCCUCGCUGAACACAUCCGGCAGCCUGUUGAAUCUCAGGAAAAUAGAGAGAACGGCCAAAUCCACGAAAAUACUCGUUAACCCCGUCUGCUCGGACAGUCUCGGGUCGGGAGAGGACGCCAACAAGCCAAAGGACUCUAAAUGGAAGGGGAAAAAGAAACGCCUCAAAUCAGACGAAAAGAAAAAACACAAGAAUGACGAUCCCCAACUAGAACAUGAUAAUUCACGACUCCGCCGUAACGAAGCUAAGGAGGAGAAAAAAUCGAUAUCGUGUUUCAAAAUGAAAAGUUCGGAUGACAAAUCACGUUCGGACGAGGAUCGGAAAUCGGGGAAGGAAAAUUGUUCUAAUGAAAACUCUAGUAAUUGGAGCAGUGUGGAGCCAGAUAUCGUAAUUGACUCUAGAAAAAACAGUAAGGAGAGGUUAGUGAACGAGAGCACUAUGAUGGAUGUGACCAUGGGGAUAGAUCAAGUGAGAGCGAAUAAGACUGAUAUUGUUAGAAAGGGCAAGGAAUGUGAGCUGGGGGAAGGGGUGGAGCUUACGCUGGGCGAGCUGCGCGCCAUGGCGCUCCGGCAGCAGCAGCAGAUCGACACGCAACACCAGCUCCUGUGCGCUAAGGAACAGAGGCUACGGUACCUGAAGCAGCAGGAGGCACGGCAACAUCAGGUGGCGGUAGAGGGCGAGCGGCUGCGGCGGCUGCGCGAGCGCGUGGAGGCGCAAGAGUUGAAGUUGCGCCGCUUGAGGGCGCUGCGAGGCCAACUCGACCGCAACAAGCAGGCCAAUAUCGCACUUACCAGCGACCUCGAGUCGAUCCGCGCGCUGUUCAAUGAGAAGGAGAAGGAGCUGUCGGUGGCGGUGGCCAAGGUGGAGGAGCUGACGAGACAGCUGGAGGAGCUGCGCCGCGGCCGGGCCAGCAGCGCGCCGCCGCCCGCACACGAACUCGACAAGCUUAGGAGGGAACUUAUGUACCGCAACAAACUGAACGAGCAGCAGAACGGGCGGCUGUCGGCGCAGCGCGCGGCGCUGGGCGUGCGACAAGAGGAGAUGAGGAGCAUAGACCGCCGAGUUUCCGAACUGCAAGCGCGCCUGCUGAGGAAACGAGCGCUCAACAGGCAGCUGGCGGCCGCGCAUAGACAACAGCCGCAACAGAGGACAAACAACCCAACGCCGAUGCAACAGUUGCCUAACUAUCCAACCAGUGGAAGCAAUGGAAUAAGCAGUCAACCAAAGAAUCAACAAACGCGGGGAAAUAUAGCCGCUGUCGAGCCUUACAACCACGUGCCCCACGCUCAGAGCCUCAGCCAUAACCAGAAUUUCCAGGCGUUAAAGCAGAACGUAAUACAAAAUAACGUGCCAUUGAAACAGCUAACACAACCGGACAAUAUUCAAAGCCAUUUAACACAACAAGAAGCGCAUUAUCUACAACAGAAACAGAUGAUAAACCCCCUGUAUAACGGUGGCUACAACAACUUACCUCCGGGAAUUCAGGACAGCCAGUAUCAAGGGCAAUAUCCAAACAAACAUGCAGAUAUCAACUCCUUUAGUCACGUUCAACAGGGAAUCAGCAACGCAUACGACCAGAAAGCCAUGUUUGAACAUAUAAAUAAGUAUCCUGAUUAUCCGAAACAACCACAAUACAGCCCUAACAGUACAAGUAGUUCUAACAGUAACCAAAAUGGAAAGGAACUUAAAAUAAAUGAACAAGAGUUCUUACCUGAAUUUGCGGCCAGCAAAUCGGACCCGAAGUAUCAGACGUUGCCAUAUAACACUAAGUUCCCACAAAAUGCUACAGGUAAAAUAAAACAAGAUACUAAUAGUAAAAACAGUAAUGAGUUGAGUCAAGAGAGCAAAAACCAGAAUCAGAAUGCAGCUAAUAUAAAUCACAUGACGGUGCAUUCUACGCCCCUGUCCGUGGUGAACAAGAGUCUUGCCACACCUCUAAGUCAAACAGAAGCAACAUAUCAACAGGACCAGAACACAUAUCAAUUGCAGAAAUCUGACUCUUCAAGUAGAUGUAACCAAGAGGGUAAAGAGAAUCAAGCAUAUCCACAAAACAAUAGGCUAAGCCAGAGUAACAGUACAGAAGGAUCCAAGAGCAAUGGCACAAAGAGCCAACAGGGUAGCACAAUACUGAAAGGCAGUUCACCGAGUCUGGGCUCAAAUACAACGGGCAGCAGUAGCUCUUUAGGAUUUGGAAAGCCUGUGUCGAGUGUGGCACCCACUACGGUGCAGGUGUCCAGCGGUCGACCGUCACCCAUUUACCAGACAUCCUCCACCAAAAUCCAACCUGUCCAACCACAAACUGUUCAAACAUCUGUACAAAACUCAUCUAAUGUCAUAAACCCAGUAGCGAGUAACCCGGUUGUCUCCCAACCCCAGAUUGUUAGGAACACAGCCUCGGGAUUGUCUUCGAGUGCAUCAGCUUUCGGUCAGAAUGCGUCGUCUCAGAGUAUCUUGCUGUCUCCUCCGCAAAGUGCCAGUACCCCCUUGUCCACGCCUGAUGUUAGUGGCACCGACAAGUCCCCCAAGCCCGCACUACCUCCUAAGCCGACAAUCAAGACGCCACCGCGACAAUCAGCCAACAAUGACACCAAUUUCCAGGCUAAGGACCAGGACACGGCGCUACCCACCCUUCCCAUACCUGACAACUCCUCCAACGACAGCGACAACCCAUCCCGGGAGGCAAACAACGAAAUGAUCAUCAAAGCGAGGCCGCUCACCAUACGAAAACCCCCCCUAAGCGAACAGCCCAAACUAAGAAACAUGAACACCACCAAAAACGGUAUCAGCGUAAGCAUCAACAGACGCAUCGAAAUGCCUCCAGCAUUCUUAUUCCCUGAAAUGGACCACCUAACGAGAGAAGCGCCUAGCGAGAACGGCCUAAUUCAGAAGAGGGACGAAGUAGAUAAGGCUUUAAAUAAUAAUGUAGAUGUAAUUUCUAAUGAGAAGAUGGAAGAGGGCAAGGAAGUGUCGACCUUAGUGUCUGAUGUGACGGAACAGAUUAGUUCUGUGGAUCUAAACGGUCAGGACGGUCAGUUGGGUGAUAAUGUUCUGAGGCGGUCUAAGAAGGGCAAUCUGAAGCAAGGAGGGAAGGCGCCUCUUACCAGAAGAGUCAGCUUUGAUCCCCUGGCGUUGCUUCUUGAUGCUAGUUUGGAAGGAGAAUUGGAGCUUGUCAAGAAAACUGCUACUCAGGUCCAAAACGCCAGCGCAGCCAAUGAUGAAGGCAUCACAGCUCUACACAACGCCAUCUGCGCCGGACACUUUGAGAUCGUCAAGUUCCUGGUGGAGCUGGGGUGCGACGUGAACGCGCAGGACUCGGACGGCUGGACGCCGCUGCACUGCGCCGCGUCCUGCAACAACCUGCCCAUCGUGCGCUUCCUCGUCGAGCACGGCGCAUGUAUAUUCGCGACGACGCUGUCGGACCACGAGACGGCGGCCGAGAAGUGUGAAGAAGACGAGGAGGGCUUCGACGGGUGUUCCGAGUACUUAUACAGCAUCCAAGAGAAGCUCGGCAUAAUGAACGGCGGCACAGUCUACGCCGUGUUCCCCUACUCCGCAGCGCGAAGCGACGAGCUCACCUUCAGUGCGGGCACAAGACUACAGGUGCUGAGGAAGGGAGACGACAGCGAGCGCGAGUGGUGGUGGAGCCGCGCGAGUGGGGCCGAGGGGUACGCGCCCAGGAACCUGCUGGGGUUAUAUCCAAGAGUAACCCCGAAGCAGGAUUGAGCACAUCUGAAGCAGAUCAAAUGACCUGAGAGGCGAUUCCGUUAAUUUACAACAUUAAUUAAAUACUUGCCCUAGAAAUCAUUUCGGAAAAUAUGUUCGCCGCAGGUUUUAGUAGUUAGUAAAUUCAUCUAACUGUAGUAAAGGUGAGUUUCUUGAACCAAAGUAUCUGUUUAUUCUGUUUUUCGAAUAUGAUCGGUAAGUAUCCAUAAUUUAAGCAAAUAAAUUAAUGGAAUUUGCCUAUCUGAUAGUGUAAAUAGUCUUUAUUUUUAACUAUGUAUUUAUAACAUUGUAAUGUAAAAGCCUAGACAUUGUACACAGUAUAUCAGAUCUAAUAUUUUGUAAAUAUUUAAAAAGUAAGUGCAAAAUGAUGAGAUUAUAUUGUAUAUUUUAUAAAUACGAGUCAUCUUAAAAUACAAAAUUGGUUAUAGAAUUUGUAUAUUAUAGGGUUUCUGCAAAUAUUGUGAGAUAUUAUACAUAAAUCGACAAUACAAAUAUAAAGAAUUUAAGAUUUA
This is a messenger RNA of Plutella xylostella (diamondback moth), 5528 nucleotides long. NCBI's taxonomy places the organism in Eukaryota, Metazoa, Arthropoda, Insecta, Lepidoptera, Plutellidae. The record is from RefSeq and is a predicted model, not a curated record.